GCGGCGGACGCCUUAAGCGCGCGCGGGCGGCGGCGGCGGCGGCAGGAGGCGGGGAGCGCGUCGUCCGGUUCGCCCGUCGGGUCACCGCGCCGCCCGCCCGCCCGGCCGGCGGGGGCGAGGAUGGACGUUCCCUUCUACCACGACGAGGCGUUGACGGCCCUGGCGCCCCCCAGCCCCGGCCGGCUGCGGCCCUUCCCCGCGGGCGCCAUGUUGAAGAAGGACGCGCGGGCGCCGGGCGAGCUGAAGGCGCCCGACGGCGGCCAGGCGCUGCUGGCCGCCUCGGCCGCCGCCUCCGAGCUGGGCCUGCUGAAGCUGGCCUCGCCCGAGCUGGAGCGGCUGAUCAUCCAGUCCAACGGGCUCGUGACCACCACGCCGACCAGCGGCGCGGGCGGCUUCCCGUUCGCCAAGGGCGCCGACGAGCAGGAGUUCGCCGCCGGCUUCGUGAAGGCGCUGGAGGACCUGCACCGGCAGCCCCCGGACCUGCCCUCGCCCGCCGGCCCGGGCCCGGAGCCGCCCAUCUACGCCAACCUGAGCCCCUUCGGCUACGGCCCCGCCGACGGCGGCCCCGCGCCCUACCCGGCCAAGGACGAGCCGCAGACGGUGCCGGAGGCGGGCGGCUUGGGCGACAGCCCGCCGCUGUCGCCCAUCGACAUGGACACGCAGGAGCGCAUCAAGGCGGAGCGCAAGCGGCUGCGCAACCGCAUCGCGGCCUCCAAGUGCCGGCGGCGCAAGCUGGAGCGCAUCUCCCGCCUGGAGGAGAAGGUCAAGAGCCUCAAGAGCCAGAACACCGAGCUCGCCUCCACCGCCUCCCUGCUGCGCGAGCAGGUGGCCCAGCUCAAGCAGAAGGUGCUCAGCCACGUCAACAGCGGCUGCCAGCUCCUGCCCCAGCCGCGCCAGGUGCCCGCCUGCUGAGCCCGGCGGCCCCGCACCGACACGGACACGGACAGACGGGGCGGGCGGAGGGGGACGCCCCCAAGGCGCCUGCGCCGACCUCUCUCUCUCUCUCUCUCUUUCCCCCCCCCCCCCCACUCCGGGCGGGGGGGGAGAGACUUGGCGUGCGGACCCCGCCCAGACUGCACCCCUUUCCCCCCCCCUCUUUCCGGCCGAACCGUAUUUAUGUUAAUAUUCGCGCCUCCCCCCCCCCUCUUUUUUUUUUCUCGUUUCGUUGGCCUUGUAUGCACCACAUUCCAUAAAAAAAACUUCUCGCAGGA
Molecule: messenger RNA, 1211 nt
Organism: Sphaerodactylus townsendi
Lineage: Eukaryota; Metazoa; Chordata; Lepidosauria; Squamata; Sphaerodactylidae
Gene: JUND
Product: JunD proto-oncogene, AP-1 transcription factor subunit
Exons: 1
Coding region: 121-912 (263 amino acids)
Biological process (GO): regulation of cell population proliferation; regulation of cell cycle; regulation of transcription by RNA polymerase II
Cellular component (GO): transcription regulator complex
Molecular function (GO): RNA polymerase II cis-regulatory region sequence-specific DNA binding; transcription factor binding; DNA-binding transcription factor activity, RNA polymerase II-specific
Source: RefSeq, a predicted model, not a curated record